Messenger RNA from Penaeus vannamei (Pacific white shrimp), 338 nucleotides. NCBI's taxonomy places the organism in Eukaryota, Metazoa, Arthropoda, Malacostraca, Decapoda, Penaeidae. The record is from RefSeq and is a predicted model, not a curated record.
GCCUCGGGGAUCGCUCGAACCUCGCCCUCUCAAGGAACCCGAUGCUCCACUUCCACGAGGACGUCUUCGGAGAUCUUCUGAGGAACAUCACCGUCUCGGACAUCCCGGAGAAGACGGGGCUCGCUUUUUUUAACAACUUCAUCCAAUGCGACUGCGACUUCCUGUGGCUCGCCAAGGACAGGUGGCUCAACGUCCAUGUGUACGGCGGGUUCUGUGCACCGAGAAGCGACGACUGGAAAAAGUGGGUGAGUCUCCACAGCGUCGACGUGGAGGAACUCGAGAAGAACUGUUCUUCGCUGAACACUCCUGAGCCUCCUGGUCCUCUGGGGGGGGCGUGA